Molecule: messenger RNA, 649 nt
Organism: Geodia barretti
Lineage: Eukaryota; Metazoa; Porifera; Demospongiae; Tetractinellida; Geodiidae
Source: the annotation of a GenBank genome assembly
AGGUGCAGCAUAUUAGCGACAAAGACAUGUUUACCUCGAUAGCAUUAUUGUUGAGAAAGAGAAUAAUUAUAAAAGAAGCUACCGCUCCAUGCAUAUAGUUGAAGCUAUAAAAGAGGUAGCGUGAGUUGAAGAGCUAGCAGACUAAUUUGACUGUGAGAGGAGAAAAUGAAGAUAUUCACAGCUGUCACUCUGGUUGUCUUCCUGUGUUGCCUGGAGGUGGCCCUCUGCUACACCUCAUGGCCAGCUGCAAGCCUCGGGGAAGACCCCAGGGACUACCUGUUGGACGACCAGGAAGUACUGGAGGAAACACUCUUCGACGUUUUGGAAAAACUCAGGGAAUGCUCGAAAAACCUGGAAGCCAGGUGUUGAAAACGGCUAUAGCUCAGCAAGGUGACGACAUGCUGCUAAUCUGUCAUUUUACGGAUGGUUGCAGUGACAAUGGAUAUGUAGUUUGGUCUGGAGAAGAAUGCUGCGAUUUUGGACCGGGUUUGGCUGUCAAAGUGUAUUCCGAGGAAGGGGAGGAAUGCAUCUCUUGUACUUAGUGGUAGAUCGUUUAGUUGAACUGUAGUAUUUUAGUUGUCACUGCUGCUGUAGACUGAUCACAAUAGAAAUAGAGCUCGUCAAUGUCAUAAUGAAAAAGUGUCGAACU